CCUUCGGGCAUCUCCGUAUUUUAUUUAUUUAUUCAUCUAUGUCAGCAAAACUAAUGUGCCGACUGCUCAAGGUGUAUAGAAUCGGAUUCCACUUUCCUAACCCCAUUAUACAUCGGUGAAUGUGGUGAGACAUCCCUUUCUGUUAGUCGGGCCCGGUGUGCUUUUAUUGUGAAAGGUACUCUCGGAAAUCCGCCCUAGAAAUAACGAGCUUCAGACGUCGAUACCAAUAAGCUGAACGCAACUAAUGUCGGUUUGAGAGCUCGAUGCGCAAUGGCAACCCAUCUGAAAGACAAAGAAGCUUACCAAAGACUGAACUAUCUGUACCAGGCUGCACAUUGUGUCUUAUCCCAGAGUCCAGACAAUGUGGAGCUGGCUCGGUUCUACUGCUUCACGCAGAAAACAAUUGCAAGGCGGCUGGUUCUCAGACAAGACCCAUCAGUGAAGAGAACGUUAUGCAAGAAGUGCUGUUCAUUGCUUAUACCAGGUGUUACUGCCACAACGAGACAGCGGAGAAAAAAGAAAAAGACCCGCUUCACUGUGGUGAGGUGUCUCAGCUGCGGCCAGACCAAGACUCUGCUGAAUAAUCCAGAUCAUUGUUUGUGGGUGGACCAACCCAAGGCGCAGCUGGAGCAGCAAAAACAAUCUGAUCCAGCCUCGUCAGCUAAAAAUCAGCCUAAAGACACAAAGGCUGAUGGGUCACAGUGUUCUAAACCACAUGAUGCUCCUAGUUCUGCCUGAACACAUCAGCCUUGUUGGUUGUAGAAAACAUAUUCUGCAUAAAUCCAAUGCAUGAGAAUGUUUUUUUUUUCUUUCAUUUAUUUGACUGAAUACAUGCUGUAGAUUACUUUUCCUCCAAAAAAAACCAUUUUGAGUACAGGUAACAAAGAUGCAGCUAUGAGUUUUUGAUUAUUUCCAAAUAUUUUACAUAUGUUUCUAUUACUGUUCAGGUAAAGUACAUUUCUCAUUACCAGUGA
Messenger RNA from Girardinichthys multiradiatus, 974 nucleotides. RefSeq names its product ribonuclease P 21 subunit (gene rpp21). Gene Ontology annotation, biological process: tRNA processing. Bases 271 to 738 code for a protein of 155 amino acids. Gene Ontology annotation, cellular component: nucleolar ribonuclease P complex. The transcript is spliced from 5 exons. The record is from RefSeq and is a predicted model, not a curated record. Lineage: Eukaryota; Metazoa; Chordata; Actinopteri; Cyprinodontiformes; Goodeidae.